CCGCGUUCAGUCCGCGCCGGCGAGUGGCGGAGAAAAGAGCGUCCGGGCCUCGCGCCGCGCACGCACUGAGGCGGGGGCGCGCUGGGAACCGACACGAUCCGCCCCGGAGCCGCCGGUGGCGGCGGAACCCUCCCCCCUCCCGCGCCGCGCGGCCAGGGCAGCAGCAUGAGCGGCUCCCCCGGGCGCGCCAGCCGCUGAGCCCCGCCCGCCCGCCGCCGCCGGGGCCUCUCGGAUGCUCGAGGCCCCUCCGGGCUGAGGAUGCUGAAGAUGAAGCUGCCGCUGAAACAGACGAGCCACCGGGCGGAGGAGGCGGCGGGGAUGGGGCUGAAGGAGCCGGGUAACCGGGACUGUCACCUCCAGCUGCAGCAGGUGCCCCGGCCGCCUGCCCGAGGCGGGGCGUCGGCGGGGUGCGGGCGGGAGCGUCCCAACCAGCUGCCUGGCUUGGGCCCGGGCCCUGGGCCGCCGCCGGCUCCUGCCGCGGGCGUGGCGGCCGCCCGCACGGACAAGGAGACGGUGUACGAGUGGUUCGGCCUAGUGCUGGGCUCGGCGCAGCGGCUGGAGUUCAUGGUGGGGCUGCUGGACUUGUGCAACCCGCUGGAGCUGCGCUUCCUGGGCUCCUGCCUGGAGGACCUGGCCCGCAAGGACUACCACUGCCUGCGCGACGCCGAGGCCAAGGCCAACGGGCUCAGCGACCCCGGGCAGCUCGGAGACUUCCGAGACCCGGCCGUGCGCUCCAAGCUCAUCGUCUACCUGGCGCUGCUGGGCUCCGAGAACCGAGAGGCCGCCGGCCGCCUCCACUGCCUGCUGCCCCAGGUGGGCUCUGUCCUGAAGAGCUGCGGGGCUCGGGUGCGGGAGGAGGAUGGGCCCGAGGAGGACAUGGAAGGGCCUGGAGAAAACGGCCAGGCCCUCCCUGUUGAGAGCCUGGGCUUCGGGGCGCAGGAGGAGCUACUGUUGCUGUUCACUAUGGCCUCUCUGCACCCUGCCUUUUCCUUCCACCAGCGGGUCACCCUGAGGGAGCAUCUGGAGCGGCUGCGGAGGGCCCUCUGUGGGGACCAGGAGGAGGAUGCUGCCUUCGGCCCUGCAGCUCAGAAUGACUUUUCCCAUAAUGACUGCAUGCCAAGUAAUGAGAAUAGUUUGGAUCACACCACACCACCUCAUGAUGGACUUUCGAUGGCCUCUCAUAGACCUCAGCGGGAAGCUGUUCACAUUGAGAAGAUAACACUGAAAGGAGUAUCAAGAAAAAGGGCUGACAAACAUUUGGAGUAUACCUUCAAAGUAACCUGGUCUGAUCUUUCUGUAACAUGUGUAACAAAAACACACCAGGAGCUGCAGGAAUUCCUACUAAAACUUCCAAAGGAACUGUCAUCUGAAGCGUUUGACAAGACCAUUUUACGAGCACUAAAUCAGGGUUUCCAGAAGAAGGAAGAACGGCGGCACCCAGAUCUAGAGCCAAUAAUAAGGCAGCUAUUUUCAAAUACGUCACAGGUAUUUCUGCAGAGUCAGAGAGUGUACAACUUCUUCCAGUCAAUUUCAUCAGAAUCUUUGCACACUCACAGAAAAUCCAUGAUUCCAGAGCAAACACCUAUCAGAUUUCCUGUUCCAAAGCAUGGGAGUACUUUUGUUUCUCAACAAAACGGUAACUUACAACCCUCUUUGAAGACAGCUAAGGCAUCAGAACACUUCAAGGAGGACAGUUCAGAGGCUUCAAGUCAGGAGGAAGAUGUAAUGCAGCACACAUCAGUCCACAAAAAACAUAAUGGGAAAAGUCCUGUUGCCAACACUAGCAGUACAAAAUGUUCUUCACUGGAUGGCCUUAACAUAAAACACUCUGAACAGAAUGGGGUAGUGGAUUGGAGAAGAAAAAACUGCACUGUUCAACAGCAUCCAGAGCACUGUACAAACUUACUUGAUCAGCAUGCUGGAGAGAAACGGGGCUUAUCUGCAAUAAGCAAGAAGAAAGGAAAGCCACAACUGGAAAAGGAUAAAAUAAAGAAAACUGACAGCAGAUUGAGCAAUAGGAUUAAUGGAGUUAGAGUUGCAGCAACACAGCACAUCCGUUCAGGGGCAGCAAAAGAUCUGAAUUUGGACGUUGGAUCUGGACGUGACACAUGUGGAGAAACAUCUUCAGAGAGUUACAGUUCUCCUUCUAGCCCACAACAUGAUGGGAGGGAAAGCUUUGAAAGUGAAGAAGAGAAGGACAGAGAUACAGACAGCAAUUCAGAGGACUCUGGGAAACAAAACGCAGGCAGGUUUACUGUUUAUGGUGCUGUCAGUCCAUCGAACAUCAAAGCAGCAGCUGCUCAGAUUUCUUCAGUGAGUAACGAGAAUGGAAGUAUUUCAGAGGAUCCUUUAAAUUCAAAGUUUCAGCAUAUUUCAUUUAUGCCUGCCUUACACUGUGUGAUGCACAAUGGUGCACAGAAACCUGAAGCUGUCGUUCCACCACCCAUAUCUGCUGAUGGUAAAACAAUGGGAAUGCUUGUUACCACUCCUGUCGCUAUAUCGCCAAUGAGAGAAUCUGCAAAUUCAACUCCAGUUGGAAUAGGGCCAAUGACUUCUGGUGAAUCUGAAAAACGCCUUGAGCUGUUGGCUUCCCCUCUACCAGUACCAUCUACUUUCCUUCCACAUUCUGUACAGCCUGGUAGCCCAGCUUUGCACUUGGCAAUACACAGAUUGAAAAUACCCUCUUCACAGGGAUCGUCUGAAAAUUGCACAGUUAAUGGACCACAGCAACCAACAGCAAACUUAAGCAUUGGCUCACCAAAUACUGCCUUUAUCCCAGUCCACAGCCCAGGUAGUUUUCCAGGAUCCCCAGUUCCUAAUACAGAUCCCAUCACAAAACCUGCAUCCCAAGUGGUAGGACUGAAUCAAAUGGUGCCUCAUAUUGAGGGGAACACCGGAGCAAUCCCUCAGCCUACCAGUCUAAAGGUAGUUCUUCCCGCAGCUGGUCUUUCAACAGCACCUCCACCAGCUUCCUAUACUUUGCCAGGCACUCCUCAUGCUACCAGUGUGUUGCCCAACCAGAAUACAAAUGUGCUGAACUCUGUAGCAACUUCCACACCACCUCAAUCAGCUGGUUUAGGUGUUGGUCAGAUCCAGUCAACUAUUCCCCCUGCAAUACCUACCCAUACACCAGGCCCUGCCCCUAGCCCAAGCCCUGCUUUAACACACAGCACUGCGCAGAGUGACAGCACAUCCUAUAUAAAUGCUGUUGGAAAUACUAACACUAAUGGGACUUUAAUGCCUCCACAGCAGUUGGGGUCUGGGGCUUGUGGUUCUUGUGGACGUAGAUGCAGCUGUGGGUCCAAUGGAAGCCUUCAGAUCAAUAGCUAUUUUUAUCAUAACCCUAUUCAUGGACAAGUCUACAGAGUUCCACCUUUCUUCACUCUGCCAUCUCUUUGCAAUGGCAGCUACCUCAGCCAAGCACAUCAAAGCAAUGGAACACAACUUCCUUUUUUCCUGCCUCAGACUCCAUAUGCAAAUGGACUGAUGCAUGACCCAGUAAUGGGGAGCCAAGCCAACUAUGGUAUGCAGCAAAUGGCAGGAUUUGGGAGGUACUAUCCUGUAUAUCCAGCACCUAACGUAGUUGCCAACACAAAUGGAUCGGGGCCCAAGAAGAAUGGGAAUGUUUCAUGUUACAAUUGUGGUAUAAGUGGACACUAUGCGCAGGACUGUAAGCAGUCAUCCAUGGAGGCCAAUCAGCAAGGUAAUCAUGAUAGCUCCCAACGGACUUGCUUUUGAAUUUACUAGUUUCUCUUUACCUUACUGACCAUGCUGUUUCUGUUCUUGCAGAAAGGUGUGUGCGUGUGUGUUUGUAUAAAUGUACGUUGUGCACUAGUGGUCUGCUAUAAAACCGCAAAGAGGCUUAUCUAGGCCCAAUCAAACACUGGGGGAAAUGGAGUUCACAGGUACUAAACUAAAUUUUGAAGGGGUAUGAAAUCAGGUUAGGAAAUCAACCCAUCUCUGUUCUAAAUUGUCAUUCUUUUCUCUAGGCUUUUGGCAGUAUUUUCAGACUUGCAUGCUAUUAAUGUCAAGUCUUCCACUCCCUUUGAUGUUUUGGUAGAAUUCAGUUGCAAAAAGGACUGGAAAUUGUCAGGUACUAUAUAAAAUACAUGGCUUGGAUUUCUAAAGCAUGUGAAGAUUGAGAAAACAAACUGGUCAUUCUGAUGUAUUUUUUACCUCUGCAUAACCAACUAUCCUCUGUAUAACCUAUUUUAUGUAGGUGGGAUUUGUUUGACUUCUGAGACAGUUGCAGCAAAAAGACAUUGAAAUAAGACACUAAUAAGAAAUCAAAAUUUAACAAGUGACUUCAGUUUUAUAACUUCCAUCCUCUUUCCAUUCAAAAAAAGAGGGGGAAACAGUGUUUGUACCUGUAGAACAUUAAAUACAUUUUUCUUCCAUCACUUCCUUUCUGAUCCUCAGUGUGUGUCUGUUCUGACCUUAAUCAUGUUUGCCAAACUUGAACAGGAAAAAUUAGUCUUGGUGUUUGGGGUGUUUUACUUUGCAUUUUUCCAGGGGAGGUAGUAUCUUACAUUUUUACGUUGGAUUUCUUUUAUGCUGACACUUCAUCGUUUUUCAUCUCCUUGAUGAAGUUUGAGCCCUCCUUUUAAAUAAGAUUGGAGAACAAGAUAGUGCCUUUUGAAGAGCAUGUCCAUUUUGAUACCUUGUAGCGGUUUGUAAUCUGUUUAAUUGUAAACAGUGACUUAGUAGUUCUCUUUCCUGUUUUAGGCACUUACAGACUGAGAUACGCACCUCCCCCUCCCCCUUCCAAUGAUACGUUGGAUUCUGCAGACUGAAACAAGUAAACAUUGCCUACAUAACAAACUGAAGUUUGGGGAAUUGAGAGGGAGGGGGAAUGUUUCCUGAGGUCUUGCAUUUGGGAUAUUCCUGGUUUUAUAUUCUUUUGGAAUUUUUCAUUGCUUUUGCACCUCUGUUCAAUACAAAAGAAGAAAACUGAGUCCCUGAUCUCCUGGUUCUGCAAAAAGCUUGCAUAAUGCAUGUAACUCAAACACACAGCCAAACAAUCAAAAGAGCAUUUGAACCAUACUUUUGCACUGAAGACUUGAGACAUGUGCAAUGUUUACUGCAUUUUUUAAAAUGUCCUUUGACCUCCGACAUCACUGGUGGAGCAGCCAUAUGGUUGAAACAAGAAACUUGGUCAUGUUCCCUCAUAAUCCCGCCUCUUCUGUCCCACCCCACUCCACCCCCAGCCUGUUCUCCUUAUGCUGCUGUUUUUGUUUCUCUCCCACCUUCACUGUGUGUCCACAUGGUUUCAUUGGACUGUAUGAGUAUUUGGCAGUUUGUAGAGAAUUUGUCCAAACUAUAGCAAAUUGUUAUGCUCAUGAAUUAUAUGAGGAAAUUGUUUAGUCUUCCUGUGGGGAGCGAGACUAAAGACUCACAGAAUAGUGUGUAUAUGUAAUAUCUUGUUACCCACACCCACCCACCCACCUCUGGGGUCCCGAGUGAAUGAAAAUACUUCAAGUGGGAAGGGAAUGAAACACUGUGGACUAAAACAGAUUUAUGAACGUGAGCAAGCUUAAAGUGAAAGAUUUUAUUUCCAUUGUAGUGUUUUAGCCUGAUUGUUCCAAGAGACAAGGGGCGGGGGGAUGGUAUGAAUGUUGUAUUCCAUGUGUUUGCAUUUCUGAUGAAAGCUGACAGUGAGUCCUUUUUUUAAAAGCUAUUCUACUUCUGUGUCAACACAGAAUGAACAUUACUUGAUAGAUUUUGAUUUGAUUUUUCCCUAAACUAUUACAGUGUUGCAUUGUAUUUAGAAUGUAAAUGGUUUAUUUCAGUCUGAACAAAAGUUAUGGUUUUCUACAAAAUAGUCAGGUAUUAGUAUUAGGACUGGUCUACCAAAUAGCAAAGUCACUAUUUUAUAAUAAUUUACCACUAUGCGUGAUUAUGGUAUAAUGUGAAAGACUGAAAUGCGUGUGCUAAGAUGGUAUUAAUCAUGUUGGUGUCAUGUCAGUAAGUUUAAUGCUGCUGUAUUUUUAUUUUUAAAAGCCAAUAUGUACUAAAUUGCUUCCAGGUAAUAUUUGAUUUCCUAAAGUGCACUGAGGUUAUCUGGAAGAUUGAGUGAAUUUUUCAUGACUGCUAUAUUCAACACCGAUGAACAAAUUACCACUGUAUAUCCAUAGGUUUUUGGCAUUCCUCACAGUUCAUAGCAGAAAUGAAAGAUUUUUUUUUUUUUGAAGUAAGAUACUGGUAUGCAGGAGAGGGACAAAAGUAAAAUUGUAUGGGGGUUCAGCUGCCUAAUUGCUAAACAAAAACUUGAAGAAAAAAAGCUUGAUUUACUAAAUGUCUUCAUAGGUAGCAUUUAUAUUUAUAGCACCAGUAUACAUUUUUCCCCCUUGGGGUGGGGUAGGGUAGAUGAAAGCUUUAAUUUAAAAAGAAAAGAAAAAAGAAGUAGUAAAUGGAAAUUAUUUUGAUUAAAAAUAUUUUAUUUGAUCUGGGUAUUUUUGGACCGCAUUAUUAAAUGAAUUAACUGCAUUUGAGUUUAAGUGAGGGUGUUAAAGCACCAAUGGACUCACAUUGUGAAUUACCUGCCAGUUGUACUUUAUGGAACUUAUUUUAUGAUUUAAAAUACUGUACUGUAAAUAGGAGGUAUGUUACCUUCUCUUUAUUUGUAUGUUUACCAUAUACUUUGAUAUUUGAAAUGUUAUGUACUGGAAAGGUCACUUAUAUUUCUAGAACAGAUUGGAUUUUAUGCAACCUUUCUUCCUUGAAUUAACAGCAAUAAAAAAGGAAAAAAGUGUC
Messenger RNA from Chelonia mydas (Green sea turtle), 6753 nucleotides. RefSeq names its product zinc finger CCHC-type containing 2 (gene ZCCHC2). Gene Ontology annotation, molecular function: nucleic acid binding; phosphatidylinositol binding; zinc ion binding. NCBI's taxonomy places the organism in Eukaryota, Metazoa, Chordata, Testudines, Cheloniidae. The coding region runs from base 259 to 3738 and encodes 1159 amino acids. The record is from RefSeq and is a predicted model, not a curated record. The transcript is spliced from 14 exons.